AUGAGAAUUUUGAGAAUUUGCAGUUUCUUGAUUCUGUUUAGUUUCGCCUUUGGACAUGAAAAUCUUAAUACCUUAAUUGUUGAGUUCCCUGAAAAUACUGAACCCCAAUUGAAGGAAACAAUUACUGAUGUUGAAUUAGAGUGUACAAGUUGGAGGUUUGCUGUGGAGGCUAAUAAUUUGAGCCCAUGGAAGACUAUUCCAAAGGAAUGUGCUGAUUACGUGAGGCAAUAUAUUAACGGCGGGGCUUAUAAGUUGGACAUUGAUAGAGUUUCAAGUGAAGCUGGAGCGUAUGCAGAAAGCAUGAAAUUGGGCGCAGAUGGAAAAGAUGUGUGGGAUUUUGAUGUUGAUGAGACUUUGCUUUCAAAUCUUCCCUAUUAUUCGCAACAUGGUUAUGGGUUGGAGGUAUUUGAUAGUGUGAAAUUUGAUGAAUGGGUUGAGAAGGGAGUGACACCAGCCAUUGGGUCAAGUUUGAAGUUUUAUCAAGAUGUUAUGAGGCUAGGAUUCAAAGUGUUCUUGCUUACUGGGCGUAGUGAAAGACACAGAAUUGUUACAGUGGAGAAUUUGAUGAAUGCUGGUUUUCAGGAUUGGGACAAGCUUAUACUGAGGGGCUCGGAGGAUCAUGGAAAAUCAGCGACAAUUUACAAAUCAGAGAAAAGAGAUGAGGUGGUAGAAGAGGGGUUUAGAAUAGCAGGCAACUCUGGAGACCAGUGGAGUGAUCUGUUGGGUUCAUCUGCUUCUAUUCGCUCGUUCAAGCUUCCUAACCCAAUGUACUACAUUCCUUGACAUGAAUGCCAAUAUGCCUUUUUCUCCUGUCCAGUGGCUAAGCUGCUGCGAAAAAUGG
This is a messenger RNA of Nicotiana attenuata, 841 nucleotides long. RefSeq names its product acid phosphatase 1-like. Gene Ontology annotation, molecular function: acid phosphatase activity. The coding region runs from base 1 to 783 and encodes 260 amino acids. The record is from RefSeq and is a predicted model, not a curated record. The transcript is spliced from 3 exons. Lineage: Eukaryota; Viridiplantae; Streptophyta; Magnoliopsida; Solanales; Solanaceae.